Messenger RNA from Callorhinchus milii (elephant shark), 2984 nucleotides. It is a transcript of the gene slc23a1, whose product is annotated as solute carrier family 23 member 1. Gene Ontology annotation, biological process: transmembrane transport. Gene Ontology annotation, molecular function: transmembrane transporter activity. Bases 134 to 2002 code for a protein of 622 amino acids. Gene Ontology annotation, cellular component: membrane. The record is from RefSeq and is a predicted model, not a curated record. Lineage: Eukaryota; Metazoa; Chordata; Chondrichthyes; Chimaeriformes; Callorhinchidae. The transcript has 15 exons.
AAAGGAGGGCAAAGGUUUGUUUUUUUUCUCUCUCUCUCUAUUUGCGGAAUGAGCCAGUGUAAGUGCGUCCAGAGACGGAGUGAGCGAGUGAGUGAGUGAGCCUGUUUGGGUGUCAGUAACGAGUUCUUCCAGAAUGAAGCAAAUGCAAAAUAGUUUCAAGAAAGCGAUUCCAGGCUCCGACACUGAGGAGAUAAGCGAUGGCAACUCCCCGGCUGAUCAACAAAUGGACAAAAAAGAUGAGAAUUGCAAUGAGACGUCACAGGAAACCUCGUCCCCACCAGCCGCAGGUUUUGAUAUGAUCUACAAAAUCGAAGAUGUUCCACCCUGGUAUCUGUGCAUCUUACUUGGCUUUCAGCACUAUUUGACGUGUUUCAGUGGGACCAUCGCAGUGCCUUUCCUCCUGGCGGAGUCCAUGUGUGUGGGAAAGGACCAGUACACGGUCAGUCAGCUGAUUGGCACCAUCUUCACCUGUGUGGGCAUCACCACCCUCAUACAGACCACAUUUGGAUGCAGGCUUCCCUUAUUUCAAGCGAGUGCUUUCGCCUUCCUCGUUCCUGCCAGAGCUAUCCUAGCCCUAGACAAGUGGAAAUGUCCUCCUGAAGAUGAGAUCUACGGAAAUGGGACGGCGCCUUUCAAUACAAGCCACAUUUGGCAGCCACGAAUGAGAGAAAUACAAGGUGCAAUUAUAGUGUCCAGUUUGAUUGAAGUGGUGAUUGGCUUUGUAGGACUCCCAGGGCUACUGCUCGGAUACAUAGGACCCCUUACCGUCACUCCUACCGUCUCCCUGAUUGGAUUGUCUGUCUUUCAAGCGGCAGGAGACAGAGCGGGAGCUCACUGGGGAAUUUCUAUCUUAACCAUCACCUUAAUUGUACUGUUUGCUCAGUACCUUCGCAACGUGGAUUUCAUUCUGCCCGGCUACAAACGUAGAAAUGGAUGCACGACCCUGAGGAUAAAGAUAUUCAAGAUGUUCCCGAUUAUAAUGGCGAUCAUGGUUGUUUGGCUCCUCUGCUACCUUUUGACUGUCACUAACGUGUUCCCCAAAAACCCGGAUGACUAUGGCUUCAAAGCCCGGACAGAUGCCAGAGGCGAAAUCAUGUCAACCGCACCCUGGUUCCGAAUGCCUUAUCCAUGCCAGUGGGGUUUGCCCACCAUCACGGUGGCUGGCGUGCUGGGAAUGUUCAGCGCCACGCUGGCUGGCAUCAUCGAAUCCAUCGGAGAUUAUUAUGCCUGUGCUCGAUUAGCGGGAGCGCCACCUCCACCCAUCCAUGCCAUCAACAGGGGCAUCUUCACCGAGGGGAUCUCCUGUAUCAUUGCUGGACUGCUCGGGACAGGGAAUGGUUCCACUUCAUCCAGUCCCAACAUCGGAGUGCUCGGGAUAACCAAAAUUGGCAGCAGGAGAGUGGUGCAGUACGGAGCGGUAAUCAUGCUAAUUCUGGGCACCGUGGGCAAAUUCACAGCCCUGUUUGCAUCACUCCCCGACCCCAUUCUGGGGGGGAUGUUUUGCACGCUGUUCGGAAUGAUCACAGCUGUUGGACUUUCCAACCUCCAGUUUGUGGACAUGAAUUCGACUCGUAAUCUUUUUAUCUUGGGAUUCUCCAUGUUUUUCGGUUUAACGUUGCCAAAUUACUUGGAAGCGAACCCCAACAGUAUCAAUACAGGAAUCCCCGAAAUUGACCAGAUUUUGACCGUGUUGUUGACAACAGAAAUGUUUGUGGGCGGCUGCAUUGCUUUCGUCUUAGAUAAUACAAUUCCAGGGACGAAGGAGGAGCGUGGGCUGGUGCAGUGGAAGGAAGGAGCGAACGCAAACAGCGACACCUCGGCAGAUUUGAGGACAUACGACUUCGCGAUCGGGAUGAGCCUGUUGAGGAGAGCUCCGUGCCUGCAGUACCUCCCCAUCUGCCCCGUGUUCAAGGGCUUCCAUUUUAGGAACAGAAACGUAAGGGACACGGACGAACAGGGCAAAGGAAACUCCGACGGCCUUGUGGUUUGCACCAGAGUAUAGCUCGUGCACUCACUCCUGGAGCCCUGACGGAAAGAAGAUUAUUGUCUUCCUUUUACCUAAGCUGUGUCAUCAGCGAGGACCUUGCAAAGCUGACCUCAACCAAAUGCUCUCUGCACGGCUUAAAGGAAACUCGUUCUCUUUUCAGUGAGUCAGUCUGGACACCGAGGUUAUCUGACGCACCACACUCUUUUCUCUUUGCCACCCACCUACCCACCCACCUCAGACAUCAAUUGUACACAGUUUUAAUUGCUUGGCUGUGGCAGCAAUCAUUGUCAGAGGUUCGUCGAGAAAAGCUUCAAGGUUGCAUCACGUGUUGACAAGAGGAGUUAAUAAGAAUACAAGACCGCCUUUUUCAAGCUUUCAAUCCCAGGUCUUUGUUACAUUAUUUGUUGUACAUCCCUCAUUGCAACUGUGCUGAGGGUAUACAGCUCUGUCCCAUUGGGGGAGGAGAAGCACAAUUUAAAAAAAAACCAUCACGUAACAAUCAGGAGAGAUUUCACCCCAGCAGCAAGGAGAAAGAAAACCAGAGACAUUUACUGCACAGAACAGGUCCUUUCUGCCUCCGCUGUAGGCUGGUUUAACCAGCUGGGGGGACAGAGGAGGUCGGGCAAAUCAACACUGAAUUGGUAAAAUCCCGUCUUUGGGAUCCUGUUACCAACGGAAAGCCUUUUGAGAUAAAAAUAAUACUAAUAAAAAUGAUAAUCCUUACGUUUGAUAUAGCGCCUGAUCACGUCUUUAAGACGUCUCAAAGCACUUCACGGAAUAUACUGUAAAGUGAAUUGAUUUGACUGUGUAUUUUGUGUGUGGGGGUGAAAAUUUUGUGGGCGAUCUGAUUUUUGUCACGGUGGGGGGUGGGGGACAGGAAAAUCAAAUGUACAUCUGCGAUUUUUUGUUUGACUGUUUUUGACGUGGAAAUAUUUGAGCGAUACAUCAAUAAAUGGGGUCUCCGAUGGGAUGUCUGUGGAUCCUGGCUUACACUAGC